This is a messenger RNA of Sitodiplosis mosellana (orange wheat blossom midge), 2479 nucleotides long. Its product is annotated as homeotic protein labial. Gene Ontology annotation, biological process: regulation of transcription by RNA polymerase II. Lineage: Eukaryota; Metazoa; Arthropoda; Insecta; Diptera; Cecidomyiidae. Gene Ontology annotation, molecular function: RNA polymerase II cis-regulatory region sequence-specific DNA binding; DNA-binding transcription factor activity, RNA polymerase II-specific. The record is from RefSeq and is a predicted model, not a curated record. Gene Ontology annotation, cellular component: nucleus. Bases 325 to 1674 code for a protein of 449 amino acids. The transcript is spliced from 4 exons.
UGAAGCGGUCAAACCACGAAACUAAUAAUCGCAGUAUUAUUGGGUGCUGAGGAACAGGCACACGUUUUUUCAAGCGAUUAGGAAGUAGAAGUUUGCUAACACGGUUUUGAGAAUUUCGUUUCGAGAACUUCAAGUUUUGUGUUAAAAUGUAAUAUCUUAUAUUUUCCAAAUAUUUCAUUCGAAUUGAGUGAAUUUUGUGAAGAAAAAAUACAUAGUUUGUUAUUGCUUGAAUUGAAUUUCAAUGCAUCGAAGUGAAAAGUUCUGACUGUUGAAGAAAAAAAUAAUCCUGAAAAUAAGUGAAGUGAUUUGAAAUCGUAAAAAAAUAUGAUGGACAUUGGAAUGUACGGCAGUGAUCAUUAUCAAGUUGGUGAAAUGGCAUCAACAAGUUCGGCAUACAAUUACUAUCCAAACUAUCACAAUCACUCGCAUUUGCAUCAUCAUCAUCAUAUGCAUCACAAUCCGACGGCCGAAAUUUUGUCCGGUUUCUCUGCUCAAAGUCACGCACCAAAUCAAACAUCAUCCGUAAUCAAUACGUCGAAUCAUUCGUUGACCAUGUAUCAUCAUGAGUAUGGACUGUCAAUGUCGAAUAAUGAGCACAAUUUUUAUGACACCGACAGCAAUAUGGUGCCACCGUAUUAUCAGAAUCAAUCGACAUCAGGUGAACACCAUGCACUCUCGUCUUCAUCGCACCAAACGACGCCCACUUCAGCGUCUUCGUCAAGCAAUGAUGUUAUGAUAGAAGCGGCAACAACUCACAUAAUCAGUUCUGAUAAUGGAUUAAGCUAUACAAAUUUAGACUACAUGUACAGUUCGGGUCAUUCGAAUCCGUUAUAUUUACACCAGCCAGAUGAUAAAUCUGCGAUUGCUCAUCAAUACAAUCAUACACCUCCAGCUGCCAAUCUUGAGAAUAAUCUGCAUCCGCAACAACAUUCGGCAAUCAAUUCACCCGUUUGGCAAUCACAACAUUCCGCUCCGCAUUCGAAUCAUCCGCAUCAUGCGUCCGGAUAUUUGGAGAAUCCAGUGAAUGCUCAUCAAAUUGGUGUGGGUCAAGUCACAUGCAUACAGAAUCAAUCACCUUUGGGUGCUAGCCCAAAUAGUAUUCAUCAGCGACCUCUGAACAAUCGCGGCGAACAAACCACUUCUCAGCAAAACUCUCAAAAUCAACCGCCGCACGGGCAAACCGUUCAAACCUACAAAUGGAUGCAAGUGAAACGGAACGUACCAAAACCACCAGCUACAAAAUUAACGACGACACUACAGGAGUUUUCACUGAAUAACCAUCAAAUGGAUGCGGCCUGUCGCGUUUUGCCGAAUUCGCUAUUAGGUCUCUCCACGGCAUCAGUAAACAAUUCAUUAUUGUUGAACAACAACAACAAUUCGGCUCGAACGAAUUUUACAAAUAAGCAAUUAACGGAAUUAGAAAAAGAAUUUCACUUCAACAAAUAUCUGACAAGAGCGCGACGCAUCGAAAUAGCAAACGCACUGAAUUUGAACGAAACACAAGUUAAAAUAUGGUUCCAAAACCGUCGAAUGAAGCAAAAGAAACGCAUCAAAGAAGGCCUAAUACCAGCCGAACCGUUGAACCAAUCACCAACCAAUUCAUCGCAAACCAUGACUAACGAAUCACAUCUACCCGGCAGCAGCGAAAACAGUCGAGAUUCAAAUCAACCAUAAUUACAAUUGUAUCAUUUCGAAAAUGCAUAUAUAUAUUCCAAUCGUUCACCAUUUGAAAAGGAAUAAACCAUAGAAAAAGAGAGUGGAAAGCAAAAAUUGAGCAUAAGAAAUUCAACUGAACGACUUUUUAUAGAAUUUUAUUGUAUUUAUUUAGUUGAAGUUGAUGCAAAGCCAAAGUUAGAUAAUAAAUGUUGAUAAGAAAAACGCGCGCAAGCCAGCUUUUACGCUUGGAUACGUUCGAUCCCAGUAGUAGACGUUAAUUCAUAAAUUACAAGUAGAAUAUUAAUUUAUAUUUCACACAUUAUGACGUGUUUCAAACAAUAUUUGUGGAGGUCUAUCGUUCUGUCAUUCGCAUGUAACUUUAACGAGAGCAAAAAAAAUGUUUCUUAAUUUUCAUUUUUGAUUCACGACUUUGUCCAGAACAAUGAACGUACUUACAAAUUCGAAUACAUAGAAUAAUUGCAUCGAGUGGAAGUUUUCUUCUUCUACUAUGAGUAAUGUAUUUCGGCACCUAAUUUCAACUUAUCAUACAAUGUUGUGUUUCUAACGAGUUAUUUGUGAAUCGGGCGGAGAACUUCAAACGACAGAUAACAGAAUAAUCCAUCAGACUAUUAUUAACGACUAUUAGAGAGAGGAAAAAAAUAAACAAACGAAAAGAUAGGUUUUAAAGUAUGAUUAUAACUGUACAUAUUUCAAAAUCAGUUAAUGAAGUAAAUACAACUUCAAACCAUUCUCCUUAAGUUAGACAUAAGAACACUCAUUUUGAAUUUUCUUCUCAGGGAUAUCGAAAAUAAAUCAAAUAAAU